Messenger RNA from Panonychus citri (citrus red mite), 2775 nucleotides. Its product is annotated as apolipoprotein D-like. Bases 193 to 774 code for a protein of 193 amino acids. NCBI's taxonomy places the organism in Eukaryota, Metazoa, Arthropoda, Arachnida, Trombidiformes, Tetranychidae. Gene Ontology annotation, molecular function: pigment binding. The record is from RefSeq and is a predicted model, not a curated record. The transcript is spliced from 4 exons.
AGAUUUUUAGUACAUGAGAUUUUUCUUGAUUAGGUGAUAUAAUUCAUUAUCUAAUGGAAAAGAUAAAUAAUCAGAUACAUGUUGGAAAAAUGAAUAAAUACAAUGAAAGUUUCUGAUUAGUUCAUUGAAUCGUUGGAUUGUCGACUAAUUGUAUUGAAAUUGCUAAUCACAAGUGAAUCAAACUCAUUAAAUAUGAAAUUUGUUCUGAUCAGUGUUUUUACUUUGACCAUUGUUACCGCAACAUUGGCUACUGACAUUUCACCAGGUAAAUGUCCAAAGACUAAACCUUUACAAGUGCCUUUGUAUAGACCAUUUGAUAUCAACAAGUUCCUUGGUACCUGGUAUGAAAUCGCUCGAACCGAUGUGGUCUUUGAAAAAGGACUACGAUGUGUCCAAACUAAUUAUAAACUUGACGAGUCAACUGGCAAUGUAAUUGUUAACAAUAGUGGAGUCAAUUAUCAAGGUGAAUUGGUUUCCAGUGUUGGUAUGGGAAAACUAACCGACAAGGACAAUGUUUUAGCUGUUAAAUUUUUUCCACUUUCUCCAUCAGCUCAAUAUUGGGUCGUAGAUACUGAUUACAAAAACUAUGCUUUAAUUGUCUCAUGUAAUGCGGCUUAUGAUUUCUUCCAUUUCAGUGAUGCUUGGAUUCUCUCUCGACAACCAAGUUUAUUUCCUCUUACAAUUAACACUCUUGAAGAUGGUUUAAAGUCGAUCGGCUUUCCUAAGCUCAGCAACCAAUUUACACAAAGAAGACAAAACUGUCCAUCUCCCUGAAUAACGAAAAUGACCUCGUUUGUUGAACUUUCUCACUAGUGAUAGUAAUCAAAUAAACAUUUAAUAUUUAAUAUUGCAAAUCUAUUUUCUGUCAUUUUUUAAUCAAAACACCUUAAAAUAAUCUCUCUUUCUUUUUGCAAACAAUUUAUGAUAGAGAGAGAGAGAGAGAGAGAGAGAGAGAGAGAGAGAGAGAGAGAGAGAGAGAGAGAGAGAGAGAGAGAGAGAGAGAGAGAGAGAGAGAGAGAGAGAGAGAGAGAGAGAGAACAGGUGAACUACGUGAAAACAAGUUGUUGUAGUUAACAGAAGCUGUUGUUAGAAUGAUGGUGUUGGUAGUGAUAGUGGUUUUGGUGGGAUGAGUGAUGGUGACGGUGGAAAGAUGUUGAUUAGUAUUUAAGAGGAAAGGGAAAGCUAAAAAAGUAAGAGAAGAGAAAUGGAAAAAGCAAUAAGAAAAAAACGUUAGAAACUAAUCAUGAUCAUCAUCUCUCUCUCGUACGUCGGCUAAAAUAGACGGGAUGAGGCGCCCGUAACGUCACUGUGACCCCCCUGGUGGGAGUUCCCCGAAACCAAUAUAAUCUCUCUCUCUCUCUUGUUAGCCGAAUGGUUAGUAGACUUGCCUACUUAAGUGUAAGCUAUUUGAAUGGGUUAGCACCCAGGAGAGUGACCACUUGAUGUUUGAUAUCAGCUCUAAUGUUGUAAAGAGCUUUCUCUUUCCUUUCUCUUCCACUCUAUCCUCUGUCUUUCUUCUUUCCCCUACCGUCUCACUACGAAGUUUGUAAUCAGAUACACAAUUGUAAAUCUGCACAUCAACGGAUAUCUCCUCCCCCCCACCACAAAAAGCAAAAAUAAAAUCUCUCUCUCUCUCUCUCUCUCUCUCUCUCUCUCUCUCUCUGGCGCAGAGGGUUGAAGCCACUGUCCUCGUUAAUCGAGGUUGUAGGUUCGAGACCCGGUGAUGCAUUAGUCGAUAAUGACCCAAUGAGAAAGAAAGGGCAGUACCCGUCAGCUGAAAUGACUCCUGCGAGGGAGUCAGCCUCCCUAGGUAGUGAUACCUAGAAGGGGUAAGACGGGGGGAGAAUCAGCUCUGGGGGGAGUUAGUGACAUACCCGAGCCAUUUACUUGUAAAAAUGAAAGAUUGAGUAACAAUUAAAAAGAAAAAAUAGUACCGUCAUAGACGACUAGUAAGGUUCGCCGGCAAAAGCGCAAGACAGCGCGGUCCGGUACCACUAGCCAACGUUGAGCAGUGCGGCACCACUCAGCGAACAGCCGUGUGGUGGAAUGUCCGGAAACAUAUACCUAAUCUCUCUCUCUCACUCACUGAUCGUAAUUAGUAUUUAACAAACAACUAGAUGAAUAAAACGAUUGAUACAUUGAUGAAAAAAACUCUAAUGUUUUGUUAAUUUUUAAUUACAGAUUGAUAAACAAAUAGAAACACAUCAUCAUCGACUGCAUCCUCAUCAUAAUUACCUUCAUCAUCUCAAUUAUCUGCAUCAUAACAAAUGAAAUGAAUUUAAAUUAUUCAAAUUAUGGAAACAACUUGAUUGCAAUUAAAUGAAUUCUCAACAGGAUCCAUAUUAUCAAUACCCGAGAAUAGAUGAUGAGUUAAUAGAGAGAUAGAAAGAAAGAAGAGAGAGAGAGAUUAUUUUAGUCGAUGAAAUAUAAACAAAUAUGGACAAUGGAAAAUGGAAAAUGAACAACCAGUUGAAACUUCGAUUGAGAAUUUAAGUUGAGUUAAUAAUCGAGUAAGAAGAGAAAAAAAAAUGUUAAUGAUAAUAAUAAUUAGAAAGAACAUAAAAAGUGAAUAUCAUUGAUGAUGCUCGUUGACGCAGUUACGAACUAAAGUUUCUAAGUUUAGAUCGAGUUCAGGUUUUUUUUUUAUUUUCUCUCUUUUCAGAAACUCUCCUGUUGUUCAACAAUUUAAUAUUUACUUUCCCUUUCAAUCGUUAACUUCACUUUCAUCAUUCUAAUCAUUUCGAUUUCAAUUAAAAAAUGAGAUUAGCAAAACUA